This is a messenger RNA of Pogoniulus pusillus (Red-fronted tinkerbird), 1441 nucleotides long. RefSeq names its product neuraminidase 3 (gene NEU3). NCBI's taxonomy places the organism in Eukaryota, Metazoa, Chordata, Aves, Piciformes, Lybiidae. Gene Ontology annotation, biological process: ganglioside catabolic process; oligosaccharide catabolic process. Gene Ontology annotation, cellular component: membrane; intracellular membrane-bounded organelle; cytoplasm. Gene Ontology annotation, molecular function: exo-alpha-sialidase activity. The record is from RefSeq and is a predicted model, not a curated record.
CGGAGGCGCUGCGGGGGUGCGGGGCAGGGCUGCGGGGGGCUGGCACCGGCCCCCAGUGGGGCUCCAGGGAGGCCACCAUGUCCCAGGCCACCAUCAGCCUCCAGCAGCAGGAGGGGGGCAGGGAGAGCCCCCCCGCAGCUUCGCCACCCUCCUCCUCCUCCUCGCCAUCCCCGCCGGGGUCCCUGCUGGCCGCCCCGCGGCAGACGCUGUUCCAGCAGGGGGCUGGGGACACCUUCCGCGUCCCGGCGCUGCUCUACCUGCCCCCGGCUGGCACCUUCCUGGCCUUCGCCGAGCGCCGCGGCUCGCCCAGGGACGAGGAUGCCAAGCACCUGGUGAUGCGGCGAGGGCAGCGGCAGGGGGACCGCGUCCAGUGGGGUCCCCUGGAGGAUCUGUCCGCGCUGGUGCUGCCAGGGCACCGCACCAUGAACCCCUGCCCGCUCUACGACGCCAGGACUGGCACCGUCUUCCUCUUCUGCAUCUGCGUGGAGCGGGGCAAGACGGAGGCCUGGCAGCUGAGGUGGAGCCGCAGCGCCGCUCGCCUCUGCUGCUCCCGCAGCGCCGACGCCGGGCGCAGCUGGGCACCGCUGCGCGACCUCACCCGCCAGGCGCUGGGCACUGCCCUCUCCCGCUGGGCCACCUUCGCCGUGGGGCCCGGGCACGGCGUGCAGCUGGCCUCGGGCCGCCUGGUGGUGCCAGCCUACGCCUACUACGUGCACUGGAGGCUGUGCGGGGCACUGCCCCUGCCCUGCUCCACCCGCCAGCACUCCCUGGUCCUCUACAGCGACGACGGCGGGCACAGCUGGCACAGGGGCGGCCUGCUGGCCGGUGGGCAGACGGGCGAGUGCCAGGUGGCUGAGCUGAGCGGGGGCGAUGCCCACCAGCCCUUGCUCUACUGCAGCGCCCGGGCGCGGCGGGGCUGCCGCGCCGUGGCCGUGAGUGGGGACGGUGGGGUCCGGUUUGGGCAGCCCAGGCUGUGCCAGGCGCUGAGCGAACCCCCGCGGGGGUGCCAGGGGAGCGUGGUGAGCUUCUCCCCCCCCCGCCGGCUCCGGGCAGGAUCGUCGGAGUGGUUGCUCUACUCCCACCCCACCAACCGGCACCGCCGCAGCGACCUGGGCAUCUACCUGAACCCCUCGCCCUUGGACGGGGCGGCCUGGGGGCACCCCUGGGUGCUGCAGCCGGGCCCCGCGGCUUACUCCGACCUCGCCAGCUGCCUGGGAGGGGUUUUUGGGUGCCUGUUUGAGUGUGGCACCAGCAGCUCCUGCGAGGAGAUCGCCUUCUGCCUCUUCAGCCUGGGCACCUCCACCCACGGCCAGCAGGACCCUGAAGCUGACCUCGUUUUGGGGGCUGGGGGGGAGGGGGCAGGGCUGGCACCACAGCAGGACCUUCUGGCUGCUCAGCAGCUGCCUGGCUCUUAAUUAAUGAAUGCUCAGCUUUUUAAUUA